CUCUUCCCCCUUAUACCAUUCUCAAUUUUCUUGCUUCUUAUUAGAGCAUCACUAGUCCUCGCCGCCGCGACCGAGGCGGCAGCCGCCUCUACUCUUCUGUCAAUAAAAUCAUCCCUUAAAGACCCUCUAAACACACUCCAUGAUUGGGACUCCACAACCGAGUUCUCCAGCUCCAAUUCCCGGCCCGUCUGGUGUUCAUGGUCCGGCAUCCAAUGCAACCUGACCGGCCAAGUUACAACCUUGGACCUGUCGGGGCGCAAUCUUUCAGGCCGAAUACCCACCGAUAUAAGACAUUUGUCCCAUUUACGUCAUUUAAAUCUGAGUAUGAAUUCUUUCGAUGGCCUGUUAGAAGCUGCCAUUUUUGAACUGCCAAACCUUAAAACCCUCGAUAUUAACCACAAUUUCUUCAAUUCAAGUUUUCCACCUGGAAUAUCAAGACUUGAGUCUCUCACGUUUUUCAAUGCUUAUAGCAACAGUUUCACGGGCCCUCUGCCAGAAGAGCUCAUCUACCUAAGGAAUCUUGAGUACCUCAACCUCGGUGGAAGCUACUUUGACGGCCCGAUUCCAACUACCUACGGGAAAAUUUUCAAGCUGAAAGCUCUAUACUUGCAUGGAAAUUUACUGACGGGCCCGAUUCCAGCUGAGUUAGGUUUCUUGAAUCAGCUUGAGCAUGUAGAAUUGGGGUACAAUGAGUACUCCGGAGGAAUUCCAUCGCAACUUUCCGGGCUAUCGAAUUUAGUCUAUCUUGAUAUCUCAUCAUCGAAUCUGUCAGAAAAUCUUCCGGCCGAGUUAGGCAGACUAACGAAGCUCGAAACGUUGUUACUUUUCAAGAAUCAGUUUUCAGGAUCCAUUCCAGCGAGCUGGGCUCAUAUGGGAUCCUUGCAGAUUCUUGAUUUAUCAGAUAAUAAUCUGUCAGGAGAAAUCCCGCGUGGAUUUUCAUCUCUCAAGGAGCUAAAAACAUUAUCAUUGAUGAACAAUAAGCUGACAGGUGAAAUUCCACAAGGAAUUGGCGAGCUUCCAAAUCUUGAAUCCUUGUAUCUCUGGAACAAUUCUCUUUCAGGAACUUUACCCCAAACACUAGGCUCGAAUUGUAAGUUGCAACGGCUCGAUGUUUCUUCAAAUUCACUGUCGGGUCCAAUCCCACCAAAUCUUUGCCUCAGCAACAAGCUGAUGAAACUCAUACUCUUCUCGAACAAUUUUGUUGGUGAGAUCCCUUCAUCCUUGACGAAUUGCAAGGCCCUGUCACGUUUAAGGAUUCAGAAUAACAACCUUAAUGGCUCGAUCCCACUUGGAUUUGGCUCCUUGCCGAACCUAACUUUCAUAGAAUUAAGCAAGAACAGCUUAUCCGGUCCAAUCCCAGAAGAUCUUGGCAUUGCAAUGAAACUUGAGUUCUUGAAUAUAUCAGAAAACUCAUUCAAUUCCGAGCUUCCUGGGAACAUAUGGAAAGCCCCAAGAUUACAGAUUUUAUUAGCAAGUUCUUCUAAUAUUGAUGGCAAAAUUCCUGAUUUUGUGGGGUGCAGAAGUUUCUACAGAAUUGAGCUGGAUGGAAACAAUCUCACUGGCAGAAUUCCGCCGGACAUCACCCACUGUCAGAAGCUGGUUAGCUUGAAUUUGCGCAGGAAUUCCCUAACAGGAACCAUUCCAUGGGAAAUCUCGACACUUCCUUCGAUCACAGAUGUUGAUUUGUCCCACAAUUUUCUGACAGGAGCCAUUCCGUCGAAGUUCAACAAUUGCAGCACGCUGGAGAAUUUCAAUGUAUCAUACAAUCAGCUCACAGGCCCUGUACCAUCAUCAGGCUUAGUUUUCUCAAGUCUUCAUCCAUCUUCCUUCAUUGGGAAUGACGGGCUCUGUGGCAAGAUUCUCAAGAAACCUUGCCUUACAGAGGGACCAGCCACUGAAGCGGUGCAGAUCCGACACCAGCCUAAGAAGACGGCCAGCGCCUUUAUUUGGAUCAUGGUGGCAGCAUUGGGUGUCGGGUUGCUCAUUUUAGUCGUCGGCAGCCGUUAUUUCCAGGCUAAAUACAGUCGAAAACUCCUCCAUGACAAAAAUGUGGGGUCCUGGAAACUGACAGCAUUUCAUAGGCUGAAUUUCACAGCAAACGAUGUGUUAGAAUGUCUCCACAUGACUGAUAAGAUCAUCGGGAUGGGCUCCAUGGGGACCGUGUACAAGGCGGAAAUGCCAGGUGGUGAGAUCAUAGCGGUUAAAAAACUAUGGGGUAAACAGCAAGACACAACAAGAAAAAGGAGAGGAGUAUUGGCAGAAGUCGAUGUCUUAGGUAACGUUAGACACCGUAACAUCAUGAGAUUGUUGGGCUGUGUUAGCAACAACAAAUGUACGAUGUUGCUGUACGAAUACAUGCCUAAUGGAAGCUUGGAUGAUUUAUUACAUGGGAAAAAUAAGGAUGAGAAUUUGGUAGCAGAUUGGAUGACUAGGUACAAGAUUGCACUAGGGGUGGCUCAAGGUGUAUGCUAUCUUCAUCAUGAUUGCAACCCAGUGGUUGUGCACCGUGAUUUAAAGCCGAGUAAUAUACUUCUGGACGGGGAGAUGGAGGCUCGGGUGGCAGAUUUUGGGGUGGCUAAGUUGAUUCAGGCUGAUGAGUCUAUGUCCGUGAUUGCUGGAUCCUAUGGCUACAUUGCCCCAGAAUAUGCCUAUACAUUACAAGUUGACGAGAAGAGUGACAUUUAUAGCUACGGGGUGGUGCUCAUGGAAAUUCUAACAGGAAAAAGAUCGAUCGACACCGAAUUUGGUGAUGGAAACUGUAUAGUAGAUUGGGUGAAGUCAAAAGUGGGGAUGAAAAAUGGUUUAGUUGAUGUGUUAGACAAAAAUGCUGGUGCAUCGUGUGCCUCGGUGAGGGAAGAAAUGUUGCUCCUCCUUAGGGUUGCAUUGCUCUGCACUAGCCGAAAUCCGGCCGAUCGGCCCUCAAUGAGGGAUGUGGUGUCGAUGUUGCAAGAGGCCAAGCCCAAGCAGAAGCAGAAAUUGGUCAGGCGUGAUGAGGUGGUUGUUGAUUUUCCAGAGCCAUAAUAGAAUGUUGAUACAUACAUGUAUAAAGAAUUUUCAACUUUUGUACGCGUAUAUAAGUGUAUAUAAGUACGUGGUUCAUAGAAUGUGGCUUCAAAAUAUUUAGGCUACAUUUAAUAGUAUUACCAACUACUCUUUAUAUGCUAGUUAUGUUGAUAUUUAAUAUAAAU
Messenger RNA from Sesamum indicum (sesame), 3188 nucleotides. RefSeq lists its product as uncharacterized. Gene Ontology annotation, molecular function: protein kinase activity; ATP binding; receptor serine/threonine kinase binding. Gene Ontology annotation, biological process: protein phosphorylation. NCBI's taxonomy places the organism in Eukaryota, Viridiplantae, Streptophyta, Magnoliopsida, Lamiales, Pedaliaceae. The record is from RefSeq and is a predicted model, not a curated record.